AUGGAAAAGCAAUGUUUGGCUUUGAUCUUUGUUGUGCAUAAUCUUAGACACUAUAUGUUCUCACAGAAUAUCAGUUUGAUUUCUCGAGUCAACCCUUUGCAGUACCUGAUGACCCGUCUAACUUUGUCAGGUCGUCUAGCAUGUUGGUCCAUGAUUUUGCUGCAGUUUGACAUUACCUUUGUCCCUCAGUGGGCCGUCAAAGGACAGGCUCUAGCUGAUUUUCUUGCUUCUCAUCCGAUCCCUGCAGAUUCCCCAAUUAAUGACAAUUUGCCUGAUGAAUUAGUCAUGAAUGUGGAAGAGCAGGAGUCCCCUACUUGGAAAUUUUACUUUGAUGGAGCUUCUUCCAUCAAAUCACUACAUCCUUACGAAACUCCUGUUGUUAGGGUAGGUUUGGGGCUUGUUUUUGUGUCUCCUGAAGGCCACACCCUUCGUUACUCCUACAGUCUUUCUGAGCCUCGUACUAAUAAUGAAGCUAAAGUCCCUCAAUCUGAGAAUGGUAGAGCGGAUGCACUAGCUAAACUUACUAAGGAGUUGGCUGACCCUACUGGAAACCCGGUGUCGAUUGUGGUCCAGUAUCGACAAGCCUUAUGCCCCGCGGACUUGUCUUCUUCCGAUCAGACCCUUGCAGUAUUCGCUGUUGAGGAAGAGUUAGAUUGGACAGUCCCCUUUGUUGAGUACUUGAAGCGUGGUAAGCUUCCGGAUGACCGCUCUCUUGCCACUCAGAUUAAAAAAGAGACCUUUGUCAUUUUUAUAUGUGAAUGA
Molecule: messenger RNA, 762 nt
Organism: Dendrobium catenatum
Lineage: Eukaryota; Viridiplantae; Streptophyta; Magnoliopsida; Asparagales; Orchidaceae
Exons: 2
Coding region: 1-762 (253 amino acids)
Source: RefSeq, a predicted model, not a curated record